ACAAACAUGAAUCCACAGCAAUUUUCUCUACGGUGGAACAAUUAUACUUCCUACAUAGCCGGAGCAUUUGACUCACUGCGCUAUGAAGAAGACUUCGUAGAUGUGACGUUGUGUUGCGAAGGGCGCAAGAUACGCGCUCAUAAAAUUUUGCUAUCGGCUUGCAGUCCAUACUUCAAGGACGUAUUCAAGGAGAAUCCUUGUCAGCAUCCUGUCAUAAUAUUCAAAAAUGUGCGCUACACGGACCUGAUGUCACUGGUGGAGUUUAUGUACCAGGGUGAGGUGAGCGUGCCGCAGGAACAACUUCCAUCCUUCCUUCAUACAGCAGAGAUACUGGCAAUCCGAGGACUCACGGACAAUACGUCAGAUUCGCGCCAGCCAGCAAGCACCACAACUUCCGCUAUCGCACAGCAGCUGAUACAAAGCCAAGCUGUACUGGACAAAUCUGCUACGAUCACAACAACAGACUCCUUGUACCUAACCUUGCCAUCAAAUUCUACUAUAGUCCAUCAACCGAAGCUUGUACAACAAAUACAAACGACUCCGAUCAUCACUAAACCUCUUAUCAAACCAUCGCCCCCCGAAAUGCCCGCCCUGACCGCCUCAACAACCACCCUGGCUGUACCAAUCGCGCAACAACAACAGCAACCUACAAUCGCCAAAAUUCAGGUACAAGCAUCGUCACAGCAACAGCAGCAACCGGUACAAGUACAGGUUCAGCAAGUAGCCGUGCAGCAACAGGUACAGCAGACGCAGCAGUCACAACAGAACCAGCAACAGACAACAUCCCAGGUUCAAACACAACCACAACACCAAACUACUCAAGCGACUACAUUGCAAGAGGUGGUAGACAACGUCGUUCAGCCUAGAAAGAAAAAAGUUAAAGGCCAACAAAUCACGUCUCAGUCAAAUACUUCAGUUCCUUCUGGAUCGACGGUAACAGUUACAUCGACAACCUCGGGACAAUCGGGUGAAAAUGAAAUAUACGAGACGGAAACAUAUACUAUCUCAACGAAAGAUGGACGAGUGCAACAAGAACAUGCUGAACAGUAUACAGAAAAUGGCCAAACAUCUGGUUCUGCGUUGAAGAUGGAAAUUCCGGAGUUUAUCAGCGUCGGAGAGCCGAUUAAUUCUGGUAACGGCUCAAAUAAUACGUUCCUCCAAGAAAGCUAUGAACUGGUGCCAGAAAACAUUGAAGAAAAGGAUGACGACGAAGAUAUGGCGCAGGACAAUAUUGAGAUCGAAGGCUCGGAAAUGGAUAUGAGUCGCAUUUUUCAAGGAUCAACCGAUGAGCAGACAAAAUCUAAUAUUUUACAAGCAAGUAUGGAAAAAUUAUUGGUUGUCUCCGACGAAAAGCUGCAUAAGUGUCCCGAAUGCCGACGUACAUUCUGCUCAAUGAAUGCAAUGAAGCGACACAGGCAGGCCAAACACUUUGCAUUGCAGGAUUCCUAUGUCUGCGCCAUGUGUGACGCUCGGUUCAAAACAAAAUGGUCGCUGUCAACACAUAAGUCCAAAUACCAUCGGAGUCAAACCACGACGGGCACUAUCGAAACAGGCGACAGCACUGUCGCGACCGCAACCAAGACCGCAUCAAAUACACAGAAAAGGCAUACGACUGCAACAAUGGUGACGCGCGUCAAGACUCUCCGUGUGACAACGGAACAUACGUAA
Molecule: messenger RNA, 1668 nt
Organism: Anopheles marshallii
Lineage: Eukaryota; Metazoa; Arthropoda; Insecta; Diptera; Culicidae
Product: protein abrupt
Exons: 5
Coding region: 7-1668 (553 amino acids)
Biological process (GO): regulation of transcription by RNA polymerase II
Cellular component (GO): nucleus
Molecular function (GO): protein binding
Source: RefSeq, a predicted model, not a curated record